Molecule: messenger RNA, 2079 nt
Organism: Triticum aestivum (bread wheat)
Lineage: Eukaryota; Viridiplantae; Streptophyta; Magnoliopsida; Poales; Poaceae
Exons: 2
Coding region: 712-1164 (150 amino acids)
Source: RefSeq, a predicted model, not a curated record
UAGGCCUCCGAGACCGGGGAGUGCACGUCGAGCGCCGCCAGCAGCUUCGACGGGGAGCUCCCAAGCGUGGCCACGGAGCCGGCCAGCCUCAGCAUCGCGCCGGCGCUCGCAGCCGCGAGCUGCCCCAGCGCCGCCAGCUCCGCCGCCGCUGCGUCGUUGACCGGGUUGCGGACUUCCCGGUGCCGGUGGCGGAAAACGCGUUCCAUGGUGCCGAGCGUCUGCGCCCACGCCCUGACCCUCCUCCCGACCUCCCGCCGCGGGAGGCUUCGGCGGUCGUCCAUGUCCAGCAACCAGCCGACGUCAAAGCCGGCAAGCCAUUGACGCAGCGCGUCCGCACGCGGAGCGGCGGCGGUGGCGGUGGAGAAGGCUGGGAGGAGGAGGACCAUGCGCUGCAGGUGCUUGUCGACGUCUGCCAGGACGCAGGAGAAGGACGGGGAGAUCGGGCGGAAGCUGCUGGGGUCGACCUCGGCGGAGUAAAUUGCAGAAAACCACCAUUUUGAAGGCAAGUGUUGCGAAAACCACUACAAUACAUUUUUUUUUUGCAAAAAACACCGUGUCUACGGUAAUCUUUUUGCAGAAAGCACUGAUCGGCGGAUCGGGCUCAGAUAAGCUUGUUUAUGACAGGCGGGGCCCGUUUUUUGCGCACGUGGCACCGUCGGCCGUCCCGACAGCCGUUAGACGGCGUUUGACGGCGCCGUAUGCCUCUGUUUGAUGGACCGGUCAAAAGACCUGUCGGUGCUGCCCCCACUCCCCACUCUCUCUGCUCUUUCGCUCACUCCUCCUCUGUCUUGCUCCUCUGCUUUGCUCGCCGCACCCGCCGCCGCGUCGCCGCGCCCCCGCCGCGUCGCCAUGGUGUCCUGGAGCGAUGAGUCCGAUAGCAGCGAGCACACCGUGGAGUACGUCAGCUCAGGUUCUGACGACGGCAGAAUUAAGAUCCCUGCUACCACUGAAGACUCCGAUUUCGAGGGACUUGAAACGGAGUCGCUUGUUCUCUGCAAUGAACAUCAGAAGCCUGCAGAAAGGCGUGUUGCUUUCGAAGGAAUCCACACUGGCAGGAGGUUUCUUUGCUGUGCUGAGAAGGUAUAUUUUGAGUUAGGAAAGUGGAUCAGAAACAAUUGUUUACUCUGGCAGCAUCUUUUCCCCUUGGUCUGGCUACAUUGUUAAGUUAGGUCACUUUGUUUAGUGUAGCAUGCUAUUAAUAAUUUAAGACAGAAUAUGCAUGGGUUACUGGAGCAGGACAGAUGAUGCAACUUGUUUAGUAUGACAUGUUAGGUCAUUUGAUUGAUUUUGUUUACUUUAUAGCAGGACAACAUUGUUUAAGUAGCAUGAGGACAUGUUAAAGUAGUCCUCUUUUCAGCUAGCAAGCUCAAGCUCUGAAUUUGAGGAUAUUAAUUAAAUAGUGUUGCUUGGAAGCAUUUUAAUGUAUUUGUUUAUGUUAAUUCUGAUUUUGUUCAGGAAGGUGGAACUGUGGAUUAGUUAAAUGGAUUGAUCCAGCUUGGCCCAUCACCCUUGAGAAUGCAUUAACCAAGUUAUGGUUUAUGUAUGACAAAAGUAGGAAAGACAGGACUGAGGAAAAUCUUAUGCAUUCAUUUGCUGUUCAUGACCUGACACAAGAGAAGAAGAAGCUGCAGGAGAACUAUGAUAAGUUGGUUGAAGAUGUGAAUGGACUUUUGGAUGCUCAGGAAAGGAGGGCAGAGGUAGAAAGGAAAGAUCUUGAAACCAACAAGCUUCAGGAGAAGUAUGACAUGGUUAAGAACUUAGCAGCUGCUCAAGCAAAUGUCACUAGGAACAUGAAGCUCAAGCUAGCUGAAGAGAGGAAGAACUUGCAGAACCACAUUGAUCAGCUGAACAAGACAGUUGAAGAGAGGAAGAACUUGCAGAACCACAUUGAUGAGCUGAAGAAGACAGUUGAAGAGAGCAAUGUGAAGCUGGAGGGGGUCAAGGCAAUCAUAAAUGGAUAAGCAGGUGGUUGUGGAAGAGAAGAAUGGACAAUAUCAUUUGGCAUUUGCUGACCUUUUGCAGUGUGUGGUUUGGCAUUUGCUGUAAUGAUGGUAGUUUAAAUUGUAUGAACUAUGAGUA